AUGCUGCAGCACCGCCCGGUCAUCAAGACGCUGCUGGAGCACGCGCAGUCCCUUCGCAAGCGCCGCAUCAGCCUGCAGGGCUGGACCGGGUCGGGCAAGAGCGUGGCCCUCUACUCCUUGGUGGCCUGGGCGCGCGCCAACGACUGGGUCGCCCUGUACGUGCCCAGCGCCUUCAGCAUGGUCCAAGGCGGGACCUUCAACCGCGGGGAGGACGGUCUGUUCGACAUGCCGCAGGCGGCGCGCUACAUCCUGCAGUCCAUGCUACAGGCCCACGCCGGGGACCUGCAGGCGCUCCGGACGGCGGACGGGGCGCAGAGCCUGGCGGAGCUGGCCGGAGCCGGGGUGAGGAACACCACCGCCGCCGACGUCGUGGCGGCGGCCAUCCGGCUCAAGGAUGAGCUGGCGGGGCAGACGCAGCGGCGUGUCCUGCUGGCCGUCGACGACUACAACGCCCUGUACCACCGCACCACCUACGGCGAGGCCGUCCACCCCUUGCACCGCCGCCAGCUCCAGCCGGACGAGCUGCGCCUGGUGCAAGGCUUCAGGCUGAUGGAGCAGCCGGCCCCCGCCAAUGGACUCACGGUGACCGCGCCGACGUGCGGCGGCCGGCUGCCGGCCGCCCUGGCCGUCCCGCUGCCCAGGAACAGCAGAGUGAGCGUCCCGCGCUACAAUCUGCAGGAGGUUGCCACUGCCGCCGCCUUUUACUACGACACCGGCGUCAUCACAGAUGUACCGACCGUCCCGAUCGUGCAGCGAGCCUUUGCGCUGUCCAACGGCAAUGCAAAAGAGCUGCGGCACCUCGCCGCUGUGCUGCUGGCGGAGAACGACCCUUUGGGUCACUCCCUGGGCCACAAGGCGGCGGAUGCCGCCAAGCGGCGCAUGCUGCGUGGGGAGGCAUGA
Messenger RNA from Auxenochlorella protothecoides, 900 nucleotides. Its product is annotated as 28S ribosomal protein S29, mitochondrial. Gene Ontology annotation, molecular function: structural constituent of ribosome. Bases 1 to 900 code for a protein of 299 amino acids. Gene Ontology annotation, cellular component: mitochondrial small ribosomal subunit. The transcript is spliced from 5 exons. The record is from RefSeq and is a predicted model, not a curated record. NCBI's taxonomy places the organism in Eukaryota, Viridiplantae, Chlorophyta, Trebouxiophyceae, Chlorellales, Chlorellaceae.